GCUCAGUAGAGUUCACAGCGCGAAGCAGCUCAUUUGCAAAAUUAAUCUGUACAGAAGCAAAAGCGCAACGCAAUGAAACGAUUGUUGUUCCUCGCAUUAGCCAUCACAUUGCUGAUAAAGGAUGCGCUUAGCUUUCCCACGCCUAGCGAAACCACCUCCACCUACGAAGUCAAUGAAAUCGAGCAUGGCGCAGUUGCAUCUGUAAGUCGCGCAUCACCUGCAGCUACGGAAUCAGAAAGUUUGAGCAGCAGGAAACGUGUCUCAGCUUUGGCAUUCAAACGAUACACCAACUUGCUGGUUUUCCAACUCGAGCGCACACACCAAAUUGCCAAAGAUGCUCUCGCCGACCCCACAAUUGCAGAGUUAAGCAGCGAGCAGACGCAUGGAAAAAUCGAGAUACUACGCAAAUAUGUGACCCAAUCAGAUUUAGCGGAAUUAAAAAAAGUACCGCCUGCAGAAAUACCAAACAGAUAUUACUUAGCUAUUGGAACUAUUUUUGUGCUUGGACAUUUUGACAGUGUCGUACGUGAGUUAAAUGCUACAAGCGAAACAGGUAAGACCCGCUCUGAGAACUUGCUUUGGGCAGCGCUGCAGCGUCAUGGCUUACAGGAGUACCUGGUGGAGUUGGAAAAGCGUGGCAUAGAACUUUUCGAAAGUUGUGUGGAUGAUUUUGAAAAAUAUGUGAAAUCACUUUCCUCCGCUGAGCGGGAAAAUGAUGAGGUAGCGCGUCGCUACGAUAUGUACAUACAACAUCCAGAGCGCCUUUCCAAAAGAGAAUUCGCCGGUCAACUGCUCGAUGUGAUCCUUCGUGAUGCGGCGAAAGCAUAUGAAUAGUUAUGGAAAUUGCUUCUGGAAAACCUACAUAUGUAUGCUCGAAUCCAAUAUAUACAAUAAAUAUAUUUGCUUUUGCUCUAAAGACAACUCGUAUCCUCUUAUCAGUAAUGAAUCUUAUUGAUGCUGGGAGUAACUGGAAUACCUGCAUACGCUUACGUGAAUAAACCCAACAAAUAUUUUCAUUUGAUUUCGUCAAUUAUUAUUAGUCAGCAAGCAACUUUAAAAUUUCACGGAAUAAGACACUGUAAAUUUAUAAUAUGGGAAACCACCUACUUACAUAUGAAUGGUUUUCGAGAAAAGCGACACAACCCAAAAUUAACUCAAAUUCGGAGUUUUGCCGUUAAAAGCAAAAAUCAAUUACAGAGUUUAUAAAUUUUUAUCUGGAAAAGCGUCAUAAGCGAAUCUUGAAGCAAUUCUGAGAGAUGGCGUUAGUUUCGUUUUGUCAGGUGAUCGAAUUGGCGUGUCACUUAUCUUGAAAACUGACCCAACUCAGUAUUUUGUAUUUUUGAAUUAUGUCACUUUUCUCGAAAAGCAUCGAUAUGUACAUAUUUGUUAUAAUAAAUUUUGCAUACAUUA
Molecule: messenger RNA, 1410 nt
Organism: Anastrepha ludens (Mexican fruit fly)
Lineage: Eukaryota; Metazoa; Arthropoda; Insecta; Diptera; Tephritidae
Exons: 2
Coding region: 73-834 (253 amino acids)
Source: RefSeq, a predicted model, not a curated record